AUGGCACUGUAUGUAUGUAUAUAUUGUUCACAAACGUGUUAUAUAUUGAGUGAAAGCUUGAAAAAGAAAAAGAAGCUUCUCUCGUCUCUAGAUGAUUCAAAAGCUUCGAGAGAAAGUGAACACGGCGACAGAAUCGACGAGCAGACAGAGCGAACUGAUCGACACAACGAUGGCGAAGAUGCGAAAUCUGGAGGACGAACGGUCCGAGUUGGAAAGCAAAGUUCGCAAAUUGGAAGCCGAGUUGGCGGAUUGCGAGCUUUCGAAGGAACCUUUGCGCAGAGAGAAGCAAACGUUGGUAACGUUUUUGGACCGGUUAGGGAAAGCGAUGCAGAUGGACGAGAUCUCGGAGGAGAUGGGGCUGGAUCUUCAAACGGAAUCGCUUUUGGUACGCGCCGAGCAACUCGCCAGAUUAGAAACCGACAAACUGGUGGACAAGACCUCGGUGGUGUAUCAGCUACAACGCCGCGUGAGAACACUUAGGGAACAAUUGCAACGCAGGGAUCUUCACUUGGACCUGCUUCGUAGGAAAUUGUCGCUUCAAGAGGACAGCGUUAAGAUGAAAUCGCUUUUGCAAAGUGAAAGGGACGAGGCGAAUCUUCGAGCGAAGAAACUGUCGAAACAAAUCGAUCGCCUGCAAGCUCAACUUUUGGAGGAGAGAUCAAGGAACCGCGAGUUAAGCGCGCAAUUGACGGAAGCCGCGGAUUACAAAAUAGCUGCUUUGGAACGCAGUCGGAAGAUAGAAGAAGUUCAGAAACGAUUGGUGGAGAGCGAGAUGCUGAGGACUCGAUGCAACCGAAAGUUAACUCUGUUGAAGGAGCAAAUCAGAAGUACGACUGAGACUGCUGAACAAGAGAGAUCUAUCAGUGAUCACUCGCUGCAAUUGCUUAGGGACGAGCUGGCACAGGUCAAGCAGAAUCUUUCCGAGCUGACGAAAAGAGAGUCGCAACUGCAAAGUUUCCGUGUUUCUGUGGUGAAAUUAUUGUCGGAACCGAUCUGUACACCUGAUUACGAAAUAAUUUCGCGGCUGCAGAAAAUCGUGGCCGCGCACCGUGACUUCACCAUGCUCUCGCGCAGAUACGACGAGCCAUUGGACACGACCAGUCCUUCCAGAUGCACCAGCAUACAUACGAUGCACCAGCCGCGAUCGCCUGGAUCGCGAUGCGCCCGUUACGAAGACAGCGGGUUCGCAGAUCCGCCGGAUCUUCGCGACGUCGAGGACGAAUUCAACAAACGGCCG
This is a messenger RNA of Heterotrigona itama, 1237 nucleotides long. Lineage: Eukaryota; Metazoa; Arthropoda; Insecta; Hymenoptera; Apidae. The record is from the annotation of a GenBank genome assembly.